CAUGCAAGUUAUACACGUAAGCUUGAAGAUAAUCUCAAAGCUCUUAGUGUGGAAUUGGCAAAACUGAAUGCGCAAAGGGAUGACGUGAAGCGAAGGGUAGAUCUUGCCGAACAACAACGUAUGGUGCCGCUCAACCAAGUUCAACUCUGGCUUUCAAGGGUGCAGAUUGUGAGAGCUGAAGCUGAGGUAUUGAUCAAAGGUGGCACUCAACAAAUUCAGAAAUUAUGUUUUGGUGGCUGCUUUUCCAAGAAUUGUAAGUCUAGCUACAACUUUGGUAAACAAGUGACUAGAAAACUUGCAGAAAUAGUUGAUCUAAAGAAUGAAGGAGAUUUUGAAAGGGUAGCUAAGAAUGAACUUGCACCCCAAGUGGAUGUAAGACCUACUGAGCCCACGGUGGGUUUGGAAUCAACAUUGGCUAAUGUCUGGCACUUACUUGAAGAAAAAGGUGUGGGCAUUAUUGGGUUAUAUGGCUUGGGAGGAGUUGGUAAAACAACACUCUGGACCCAAAUUAACAACAAGUUAAGCAAUAACCUAAUCGAUUAUGAUAUUGUAAUUUGGGUGGUGACUUCUAAAGAUCACACUAUCGAAAAGGUUCAAGAAAAAAUUGGUGAAAAGGUUGGCCUUUCAAAUGAGUUGUGGAAGAGUAAAAGUUAUGAUGAGAAAGCUAUAGAUAUUUUUAGAAUUUUGAGCAAAAAAAAGUUUGUUCUGUUGAUGGAUGAUGUGUGGGAGCGGGUGGAUUUGAUCAAAGUUGGAAUACCUGUACCGAAUCAGGAUAAUGUUUCUAAAUUAAUUUUUACAACUCGCUUCUUAGAGGUAUGUGGAAAAAUGGAAGCUCAGGAGAAAAUGGAAGUAAAGUGUUUAAGAAAAGAUGAAGCUUGGGAAUUGUUUGAAAAAAAGGUUGGAGAAGAAACCCUUGACAGCCAUCCAGAUACUCGAGGGCUAGCUCAACAAGUAGCUGCAAAGUGUGGAGGACUACCUCUUGCACUGAUUACAAUAGGUCGAGCCAUGGCUUGCAAGAAGAUGCCCCAAGAUUGGAAAUAUGCAAUUGAGGUCUUGCAAAAGUUUCCGCAUAAAUUGGCAAGAAUGGAUCAACAGGUGUACUCUCUUUUAAAAUUUAGUUAUGAUAGCUUGCCUACUGACACGAUGAGGUCUUGCCUUCUGUACUGUAGUUUGUAUCCUGAAGAUUUUUUCAUUAGUGUUAAUCUGCUAAUAGAUUGUUGGUUUUGUGAGGGAUUUUUGGGUGAAUUUGGUAACAUAAGUGGAGCUCGAAUGCAAGGGUACAACAUUAUCAAUUCUCUUGUUGAUGCUUGUUUAUUAGAAAGAAGUGAAUAUUUUGCAGAAUAUGUAAAGAUGCAUGAUGUGAUUCGUGACAUGGCUUUGUGGAUAGCAUGUGAGUGUGAAGCACUUGAGAAGAAAUUUUGUGUACAAGCAAGGGUAGGAUCAAACAAGACACUUGAUUUUGAAAGUUGGGAAGGUUUAAGAAUGUCUUUGGCGUAUAGUGGAAUUGAAGGUCUAAGAGGAACACCUAGAUGUCCUAAUCUUCAAACUUUAUUUCUCAAUGGUAACAAUUUAAAAGUAAUUAGUAAUGGUUUCUUCCAAUUUAUGCGAAAUUUGAGAGUUUUAUACCUAUAUUUUAACAUGCAUCUUUGUGAGUUGCCAAAGGGAUUUUCAGCACUAGUUUCACUAGAGUAUCUCGAUCUAUCAUUUACAAGUGUAAGAGAGUUACCAAUCGAGUUGAAUAGGUUGUCAAGAUUAAAAAUUUUAAACUUGGUAGAGACAAUAUAUCUCCAAAAAAUCCCAAGACAAUUGAUAUGUAGAUUUUCAAAGCUGCAAAUAUUCAGAAUGUCUGUAUUAAGUUCAUAUGAAGAUGAAAUGGAUGAAGACAAUGUCUUGAACGGUGGUAAUGAAGAUCUAUUAAAGGAAUUGAAAUGCUUGGCCCAUUUGGAUGAGCUGCGCAUAGAAAUAAAAAGUGUUUUUGCUUUAGAAAGCCUUUUAAGCUUUCACAACUUACGAGGAUGCACUGAGCAACUUUUGCUCCUAGAUUUUCGGGAGACAAAGGUAUUCAAUGUUUCCUGUUUAGCAAAUAUGGAGCGUUUGGAGAGCCUAGUUGUUAGAAAAUGUGAAAGCAUGGAAGAGAUGGUCAUGAGGAAGAUGGAGAACGAAUUCGGGGAAGGAAGAAUGAUAGAAUCCUCUUCACUCUUUCCAACUAAUAGUAAUCGUAUUGCUCCUUGCUUUCAUGUACUGAGUGAGGUUUCGCUGGGCGGAUGCAACAAGUUGAAGAACGCGACGUGGCUUGCUUUUGUUUCAACCCUAACGAAGCUUGUUGUAAUGUCUUGCUCAAGAAUGGAAGAAAUAAUAAGUGAUCAAGUCACAAACAUGGUUGAAAUUCCAAAUCCAAGCCCAUUUGCUAAGCUAGAAAAGCUUGAUUUACGAGAUCUACCGAAAUUGAAGAGCAUAUGUUGGGGUGCCUUACCUUUCCCAUGUUUACGGCAAAUUAGAGUAUUCAAUUGCUCCAAGUUGAUAAAGCUUCCACUCAACUUCGACAGUGGGAAUCAAAUUAGCAUUGAAGGAUAUCAAGAGUGGUGGGAAAAGAUUCAAUGGAAUGAUGAAGUCACUCGAAAUGCUUUUUUACCUUCUUUCAAAUGUGUAGAUUGGUGGAAAGACGUAGAUUGGGAGGAUGAAGCCAUUAUACAUCCUACUUUGUUGUUUCGGAAACACAACAUAUUUGGGAGCAACUAUAGAAGCAAUAAUAACUUUUCUGCACUGAUGCAUAUCUUCUUAUUCUUUGGGCAGAGACUAGUACAUGGACAAGUCAAUCAGUUUGAUGAUAGCUACAUGUAUUUGGAAAUCAACAUUGAAAGAGAGAAAGGAUGCUGGAAAGUGUCUCAGGACAUUUCCUCAGUGGUCUAA
Messenger RNA from Theobroma cacao (cacao), 2910 nucleotides. NCBI's taxonomy places the organism in Eukaryota, Viridiplantae, Streptophyta, Magnoliopsida, Malvales, Malvaceae. The record is from RefSeq and is a predicted model, not a curated record.